UAGGAAUGGGACGAGUUUGAGGUGUUACUUUAAUUUGCCUUUCUCUAAUUAUUACAGGCAAAGGAUUUGGGGAAGGAAAUGAUAAAUCACUCCAGAAUCUCUGCAAGAAAACCCCAAACCCAAAUAGAGUCACAAAGUAUCUGAAAGAACAAAGCCAUGACAAUGGUUUGGGGCAUUUUUUCCCCACAAGAUUACAUACAAUUUGUGUUUAUUCACAUCCUUUGAUCUGUCAGUGGGGGAAUGGCUCCAGUUCUCUUUAAGCUUCUAGAGAGGGAGCUGUUUAACGUCCUGCAUUUUACUCCUAUUUAACACUCCUUGAGAUGUAGCGUGUCCAAGGCGCUGCGGCUUCGGCGCCCUUAGCAGCCGUUUCCAGUCCAUUUAAGCAGCAGAGGAGGGAACGGGCCUAGCCCGCCGGGACCGGCCCAAGAUUUCAACGGCAGGGAACGAAGAGUUGCACUUUGCACUUCUGACUACAAAUGCAGCGUGCGUACAAGCAAGCAAACGCACGGCGGCUGUGACGUCACUAACGCCCAGUAAUUCCAGAGAGCGCUAAUAACUUGACAGCCCGGCAAAGGCGCUUGCGUACAGAAGCACUUUCAGAAGUAAUUUCAGUUUUACACGUCCUCUCGGGCAACGUUCUACAAAACGACAGAGAAGGGGGCGUGACGUAACGGCAAGGAAGGGACUGGAAUGAAUGGGUCCGGGAAGAAUCUCCAUCCGUGGGCGGGGCUUUUCCGGGACCGAGUCCGCGUCCACUUCUUUCUCACUGGGUCAAGUGCAGAUAGAAGGGAGCGUCUCACACCACAAGGCUGUCCCGGUACAAUUCCGAGGAGGCUUCAGUUCUAAAGGCAGAGCGGGGCUGGAUUAGGAGUCCACCCUUAAAGCCGUAGCUUAAGGUCCUCUCCUUCACACCCAAGAUGGCGGCCUGGAGGUGGGGGUGGGGUCGGGGUCGGUCACGUGGCAACCGCAAGCUCUGACGUGGAGCUCUCUCCCUCGCCUGCUCCGCGGCCUACCCAACGUGUCCCUCUCGGCACCCCGUCAGCGUUUCCUUCUCUCCCAUCCUCCUGCCCCAAUGGCGGCGCCCAGUGGCCAUGGCAGCCCCUGGGUCUCACUCCUUCUGCUCCUGGCAGUGGCGGCGGCGGCGGCGGGCGGCAACGAUGGUAACCGCGCCGUGGAGUUUGACGUGCGGCCCGGCGGGGUGGUGCACUCCUUCUCGCAGAGCCACGCGCAGGUGGGAGGGCACACCUGCACAUUCACAUAUGCUUCUCAAGGUGGGACUAAUGAGCAAUGGCAAAUGAGCCUGGACCUCAGCGAUGACAGCCGACUCCUCACCUGCGUCAUUUGGAGACCUCAGGGAAAAUCUUACUUGUUCUUUACUCAAUUUAAGGCAGAAGUGCAGGGAGCAGAGGUCGAAUAUGGCAUGGCUUAUUCUAAAGCUUCAACUGGAAAAGAUGCAGAUGUUCCCCUGAAACCUGAAGAAUUUGAAGUGACCAGCACUGCAGUGAUCCACAGGCAAGGGGCAUUCCGAUCUGAACUGUCCAAAAUUGUGUUAGUGGCCAGAACGGGCCACAUCGAACUGUGAUCCGAAGCUUCCUCUGAAGUUUGUCUUGUCUUGUCUCUACUGAAGUGACCAGAGGGGACAAUAUCAUAUCCUGGUUUCCUAGGGGGUUUUCAUGGUUUGCCAACAGAUGUAUACGUUGCUGUGCUUGGGGUGUUGAGGCCAGUACUCUGCAGUUGUCAGAGGGAAUAAGGCUCGGAGGCCUUUCUUUCAGGCAAGCAGGGCUGGUCCAGAUCCCCGGCCUGCUCCCAGACAGCCUGUCCCUGCUUUUCCUUCCAUACCUCAUGGUACUACAGUUCCAAACAAGACUCCUUUGAUGCUUCCUCAUAAGGGGAAGUAAGGAGGUAGGGCUAAAGCAAGCAAUCCCAGGGGCCUCAGAAUCACCUCAGCGUCGCAGAAGCAGACUUGCCUUCCUGCCCAGAUGGGUGCCUCUGUCCAGGGGGCAUAGCCCUUUGCCCAGACAAGGGGAAGCCUGUCCUCUGCUGCCCCGUGUCCAGGACCAACACCAUCGGUAUGAGGAAGGGGAAGGGCAGCUUGACUCUGACACACACAGAAAUCCAGCCAACUUGUUCGGUGUCUCAGUACAAUUUCAGGACUAUUUUCCUACGUCUACCCCAUUUAUUUCCUUAUAGAUCGACUGUGAAGGGCAUUCAACAUUCUUUCAUGUCUAAAUAAAUGAGGGGGGCAGGGCAGGGUUUAAAAACUC
Molecule: messenger RNA, 2264 nt
Organism: Antechinus flavipes (yellow-footed antechinus)
Lineage: Eukaryota; Metazoa; Chordata; Mammalia; Dasyuromorphia; Dasyuridae
Gene: MYDGF
Product: myeloid derived growth factor
Exons: 6
Coding region: 1073-1582 (169 amino acids)
Biological process (GO): positive regulation of endothelial cell proliferation; positive regulation of angiogenesis
Source: RefSeq, a predicted model, not a curated record